AUGAGUGCCGAAGAAAUUGAAUCCUACAAGUUCCAAUUAGAACAAGUUGAACUUGCCUUGCAAUCCGAUCCUGAAAACGAAGAACUCAAGAAACUCCAACAUGACCUGCAAGAACUGAUUUCCAUGUUUGAAGCAGUUGCUGAACCCACGUCGCCUAAAAAAAAGGACACCUACCGUCAACAACCACCAUCAUCCACACCAGCAGACGCAAGCACUACUACCGCCACAACCGCGACCACAGCGCUCAAAACACAUGAAUUUUCAGUGGAUCAAGAGGUAAUGGCUCGUUGGUCGGGAGAUGGAGAGUUUUAUAAAGCAACUAUUACAGCUAUUGGUGGUGCUGAUCAAGUGUUUUCAGUUAAAUUUAAAGGAUAUUCUGAAGCAGAAUUCGUAAAAGCAGAAGAUAUCAAGCCACUCCAAAGCAAAAAGAGAACGGGUGUUUUUGAAAAUGUAGGUGAACCCAAAAAGAAAAGAAAAGAUAUUACAACAUCGUCAGCAUCUUCAGCAACAGCAGCGGGAGGAGGGGCUGUAGCACCUACAGGAAAGAAGAAGAAGGCCGCCGAAUUUGAAAGCAAAAAGAAUGCCUGGUUGAAUUUUGCUACUGGCAGUAGCAAGAAGAAGAAGGCUACACCUGUGAUCAAUAAGAAGAGUAUCUUCAAGACGCCCGAUAACCCUGAAGGAAAAGUGGGAGUUAUUGGUAGCGGUAAAGGCAUGACAAGCUAUCAGCAGCGAGGUAAACACAUCUAUGCACCUUCUACAACAACUGAUGAAUAA
Messenger RNA from Mucor velutinosus, 774 nucleotides. RefSeq lists its product as uncharacterized. Bases 1 to 774 code for a protein of 257 amino acids. Gene Ontology annotation, molecular function: RNA polymerase II cis-regulatory region sequence-specific DNA binding; DNA-binding transcription repressor activity, RNA polymerase II-specific. Lineage: Eukaryota; Fungi; Mucoromycota; Mucoromycetes; Mucorales; Mucoraceae. Gene Ontology annotation, cellular component: nucleus. Gene Ontology annotation, biological process: negative regulation of transcription by RNA polymerase II. The transcript has 2 exons. The record is from RefSeq and is a predicted model, not a curated record.